AUGGUUCCGUUUGGACAAGGAAUUACAGAAACUAGGAGUGCCAGCAGCAACAUACAACCACCAACACUACUACCAACCCCAAGAGUGCCAGCAGCAACAUACCACUACCAACACUACUACCGGCCCCAAGAGUGCCAACAGCAACAUUCAACUAUUAACACUAGUACCGACCCCAAGAGUGCCAGCAGCAAAAUACAAGCACCAACACUACUACCGACCCCAAGAGUGCCAGCAGCAACAUACCACUACCAACACUACUACCGACCCAAAGAGUGCCAGCAGCAACAUACAACAACCAACACUACUACCAACCACAAGAGUGCCAGCAGCAACAUACAACCACCAACACUACUACCAACCACAAGAGUGCCAGCAGCAACGUACCACCACCAACACUCCUACCGACCCCAAGAGAGCCAGCAGCAACAUACCGCCACCAACACUACUACUGACCCCAAGAGAGCCAGCAGCAAGAUACGACCUCCAACACUACUACCGACCACAAGAGUGCCAGCAGCAACAUACAACCACCAACACUACUACAGACCACAAGAGUGCCAGCAGCAACAUACAACCACCAACAGUCCUACUGACCCCAAGAGAGCCAGCAGCAACAUACAACCUCCAAAAUACCGACCCCAAGAGUGCCAGCAGCAAAAUACAAGCACCAACACUACUACCGACCCCAAGAGUGCCAGCAGCAACAUACCACUACCAACACUACUACCGACCCAAAGAGUGCCAGCAGCAACAUACAACAACCAACACUACUACCAACCACAAGAGUGCCAGCAGCAACAUACAACCACCAACACUACUACCAACCACAAGAGUGCCAGCAGCAACGUACCACCACCAACACUCCUACCGACCCCAAGAGAGCCAGCAGCAACAUACCGCCACCAACACUCCUACCGACCCCAAGAAUGCCAGCAGCAACAUACCGCCACCAACACUCCUACUGACCCGAAGAGGGCCAGCAGCAACAUACAACCACCAACACUACUACCAACCACAAGAGUGCCAGCAGCAACGUACCACCACCAACACUCCUACCGACCCCAAGAGAGCCAGCAGCAACAUACCGCCACCAACACUCCUACCGACCCCAAGAAUGCCAGCAGCAACAUACCGCCACCAACACUCCUACUGACCCGAAGAGAGCCAGCAGCAACAUACAACCACCAACACUACUAUACCAACCACAAGAGUGCCAGCAGCAACAUACCACCACCAACACUACUACAAACCCUGAGCAGCAACAUACAAGAACCAGCACUACAACCCCUAUGCCAGCAGCAACAUACAACCACCAACAUUACAACUGGCCACAAGAGUGCCACCAGCAACAUAGCACCAACACUACUACUGGCUUAA
Lytechinus pictus (painted urchin) is the source of this 1377-nucleotide messenger RNA. RefSeq lists its product as uncharacterized. NCBI's taxonomy places the organism in Eukaryota, Metazoa, Echinodermata, Echinoidea, Temnopleuroida, Toxopneustidae. The transcript has 3 exons. Bases 1 to 1377 code for a protein of 458 amino acids. The record is from RefSeq and is a predicted model, not a curated record.